Messenger RNA from Morchella sextelata, 288 nucleotides. RefSeq lists its product as uncharacterized. NCBI's taxonomy places the organism in Eukaryota, Fungi, Ascomycota, Pezizomycetes, Pezizales, Morchellaceae. The record is from RefSeq and is a predicted model, not a curated record. The transcript has a single exon. Bases 1 to 288 code for a protein of 95 amino acids.
AUGGAUCUCCAUCACCUCCAUGCCCGCGAUGCAAAGUGGACCUUCGAAUCCUACUUUCUCAUUCUCGAGAAAAUUCCGGACGAAUUCCGCCCAGCGUUCCUGACCAUUAUCUUUGGCAGCAGGGGAAAUCGCAGCCGCCCUAGGGGAAUUGCAAUCCUGCGCUGCCAAGUACUGUUGUCAGCCAAAUGUGUCGGGACUUUGGAAAACAACUUUGGGUCAAGGAUGAAGAAGAAGAUGAAGGGAUAUGGAAAAUCCUCCCAGCAGGCUUCCCAGGGACGCUAUUCAUAG